GUAUAUAUGGUAUCUGUCAAUAGUAGUUAGGAUAUUAAAAUUAAAUUUUGGUAAGAGAUCGAUGGGAGGAAUUGGGGCAGCUUUAUUGGGGGGUUGCCUGCUGCCUUCGACGGCAGCAAUGGGUGGUGUGCGUAGACAAGCACCACCGCCACGUAUGGUUCGGCAGCCGUUAAAAGCUGCGGCAGCAAAAGGAAAGUCGAUUCGCCGUGUCUCUCCACCGAAAGAGGAGGGGAUGUGCCCAUUCGAUAUGGUGGAUCACGUCGUGAAGGAAUUGUUCCCCCCGGUGCACUUUCUCAUCGUGGGGGUCGCUUUGGUCGACCAGGAUGCGCUGAUUUAUGGGAAGCUCGAUCCCGACGACGAUGGGAAGAUUAGCAACGUAAACAAUUGCAUGGAGGCAUUAUUGGAGAAUGAAGACCGUUGGAUUCGCACUCGCUCCUCGGAAAUCCCACCCUCAGGAUUUGGAAAAGCAUGUAAAAGGUUUUUUGACUUCGAAGAUGGUCCUUUUAAGGUAGCUACAAAGAAAAAGUCCAAAAACUUUGUCAGAUGUACUGAGCUUGUUUUGAUGUACGGCAUUGUUGGGACGGUCAUGAAGGCAAACAUCAAAACUCGUGAAGAUUUUAAAAGAUUUUUGUUGCAUCUUUAUGAGUCUGAACGGGCUCUUACGGCAAUGUGCUACCCUCUCAUGGCGGAUGCAAAAUCUCUAGAGACCAUUCCAAGUCUUCACUCAAUAAUCUAGCUAGUAUAAUCCUGUUAUUAUUAAGGCCCACCAGCAGCCAUUUCAUAGUCUCACAAAGCUACAUCUUAUCCUAUACUUUCCCCCUUCUUCAAUUCUUGCAACAUUGUGAUUUUUGCACUAUUCACAGACCUUACUUUGAUCACGAUUUUCUACUAAUAUACAUAAUUAAAUUAUUAUGUAUAAAAUGUAUGUUAUUGAAUUGCUAUCAA
Cuscuta epithymum is the source of this 945-nucleotide messenger RNA. NCBI's taxonomy places the organism in Eukaryota, Viridiplantae, Streptophyta, Magnoliopsida, Solanales, Convolvulaceae. The record is from the annotation of a GenBank genome assembly.